This is a messenger RNA of Ochotona princeps (American pika), 760 nucleotides long. RefSeq names its product Golgi to ER traffic protein 4 homolog. Gene Ontology annotation, biological process: protein insertion into ER membrane. Gene Ontology annotation, molecular function: protein binding. Gene Ontology annotation, cellular component: cytosol. The record is from RefSeq and is a predicted model, not a curated record. NCBI's taxonomy places the organism in Eukaryota, Metazoa, Chordata, Mammalia, Lagomorpha, Ochotonidae. The transcript has 7 exons. The annotation marks the transcript as partial.
AUGGUCAUAGACGAUGGCCAUAUGACAUCUAUUAUGCAAGCUGGCCAGAGAAUGUGUGUGCGAACAAAGUCAGUGCUGCGGUCUCGUUUGCUACUCAAAUUUUCUACAGCAGUCCGUCAGGAAGAACUCGCUGUCGAGCUAAGCAUGAAUUUGCUUUCGUGUUUGGAAGAAGAAGAUCUUUACGAUGAAGACUUUGUUCCAGAGAUAUUAGAACUCUUCAACGCCAUUGCACAUGCCGGAGGUGGUGGUCGAGAGAAAUAUGCGUUCAUUAAUAGAGCCAUACUAUACUCGAGCUCUCCAGAGCAGCCUUACGGUGAUGUACGUUUACAUCGAGCUGCAGCAGAUAUGUACUGGAGAGAUGGGCGCUACGGAUUGUGUCAGGGACAUUUGAUCUUCUGCAAAGAUGCACCGGCGUUAGCUAUGAUGUUACGUCAAUGGCAGAAAGAAGGAUAUAUGCGGGAGAGACCUCUCUUUUGGUUAAGAGUGGUAUUACUACUUCUCUGUUUGAAAGACACAGAGACCGCUGAGCAUGUACUUCGGCUUUCUGAACAAGACUGGAAUUCUCCAUAUGUGCCAGCUCCAUUUCAGUUAGCGUACCUGUUGGUGGAGGCAUGCAAAUCCAAAGACCAGAGGUUUUUUUUGCUGUUGCAACAUAAGUAUCAUUUGAUAUUGAGAAGAGAUGAAUUUUUCUUCAAAUGCUUGAAUGAAAUAGAAAAACGUGUAAUCGGGAGACACCUGCAGCAACAACCCCGUUAUCCAA